Molecule: messenger RNA, 2652 nt
Organism: Eucalyptus grandis
Lineage: Eukaryota; Viridiplantae; Streptophyta; Magnoliopsida; Myrtales; Myrtaceae
Product: bifunctional purple acid phosphatase 26
Molecular function (GO): metal ion binding; acid phosphatase activity; protein binding
Source: RefSeq, a predicted model, not a curated record
CGCCACCUCCAAGCUCCGACGUCCCUGUCUCCCCUCUCAACAACCGGCGAAAGUUGAAGUUCCCAACCUCCGCCAGUUCCUCCCCAGAAGAGGAUCGGCAUUUCCAGAUUCCAUCGCACGCCGAUCCCGCCGAGAGCUCUCGCCGGUCGCAGGUAAGCUCCCGCUCCCGCCCUCGCUGCGCAUUGGCACGUCCGCCGGAAGCGAUUCUUUCAUUUCGGACUCCGGCGACGGACGAUCGGAAUCCCGCUUCGGUUUUCUUUCGCGUCGUGGGUCGGAUGAAUGGUGUUUGGAAUUGGAUCGCGCGUUUUGUUGACUUGACUUUGGAAAAGACGCGAGUCUUGGUCUUGGGUCUUUAGUGUGCCUGGGUUGACCCGUGAUUUGAGGCGACUGCUGGCGCGAGAGGAUUGAUUUGUGAGGCGUUGAGGGAUUUGGAGGAGGAAAGACGUGAAUGUGGGUGCUCUCGUUGCUGAAUUGAACGUUCUCGAGCGGACCCUUUACGGAGCGAUGCGAGGUUAUGGAGAGGGAGAGAGGAAAUUGUGAUGGGCAACCUGCUAAAGAAGAGUAGACCUGGUUACUCUAUCACACGGUGGCUCCUCUUCGAUUAUCUUGCAACAAAAUGUCAUAUUUGACUAUGUUCUUUUCUUGAAUCUUCACGAUCGUGCACUCGCUUGGGAUACAGGGUGCUGCUGCCGAUAAUAGUUUUGGGAUAUAGUUAGAAGGGAGGUCUCGUUGUUCUUGUCUGAAAACUUGCUGCAGUGUUUACCUGUCGUAAUUGAUCUCCAUUACUGACCACACUUGUGAAGAAGGGCAUUGCCGUCAUCGUCGUUUGUCUCAUUUUGUUGUGAUGGGCUUCUAUUGGUUCUGUUUGUUCUCCUGUACGGGGAUGCAAUGAAUCAUACUUGUCAGCUAAUUAAUCAUCAAUUAAAGCUGAAAUGCAGUCCUUCCUUUGGUUCAUUUCAACAUUAUUCGUCUUCCUGAGCUAUGUGGAGAAUACAUUUGGUGGAACGAGUACUUUCAUUCGAUCACAGUGGCCAUCAGUUGAUAUCCCGCUUGAUAAUGAAGUUUUUGCAGUUCCAAAGGGUCAUAAUGCACCGCAACAAGUUCAUAUCACCCAAGGUGACUAUGAUGGAAAGGCUGUCAUUAUAUCAUGGGUCACAUCUGAUGAACCAGGAUCCAGUGAGGUACAGUAUGGCACCACGACGGGAAAGUAUGAUCAUUCUGCUGAAGGAAAAAGUUCAAGCUACUCUUUUUACAAGUAUAAAUCUGGCUACAUCCAUCAUUGCCUGCUUGAUGGCCUUGAGUAUGAUACCAAGUACUAUUACAAAGUAGGAAGUGGUGGUUCUUCUCGAGAAUUUUGGUUUCAAACACCACCAACAAUUGACCCAGAUGCUUCAUACAAGUUUGGAAUUAUUGGUGAUCUGGGCCAGACUUAUAAUUCGCUUUCCACUGUUCAGCAUUACAUGGUGAGUGGAGCACAGGCAGUCAUGUUUCUGGGGGAUCUUUCUUAUGCCGAUAGAUACAAGUACAAUGAUAUUGGGCUAAGAUGGGAUACAUGGGGUCGUUUUAUUGAACAAACUGCGGCAUUUCAGCCAUGGAUCUGGUGUGCUGGGAACCAUGAAAUAGAAUAUCUGCCUUACUUGGAGGAGCUUGAUCCAUUCAAAUCCUACCUGCAUCGAUAUCCAACACCUUAUUUGGCCUCAAAAAGCACCAGUCCUCUUUGGUAUGCCAUCAGACGAGCUUCUGCCCACAUAAUCGUGCUUUCAAGCUACUCUUCCUUUGUGAAAUACACACUUCAGUGGAUGUGGCUGCGAGAAGAAUUUAAAAGGGUAGACAGAAAAAAGACACCUUGGCUUAUUGUUCUGAUGCAUGUUCUUUACGAUAGCAAUGAUGUACACUUCAUGGAGGGCGAAAGUAUGAGAGCAGUGUUUGAAAAGUGGUUUGUUCGCAACAGAGUUGAUAUUGUUUUUGCUGGGCAUGUUCAUGCUUAUGAAAGAUCGUAUCGGAUCUCAAAUAUACAAUACAAUGUCAGUAGUGGUGAUCGCAACCCCGUACCAGAUAGGUCUGCACCUUUAUAUAUAACCGUUGGAGAUGGAGGUAAUCAGGAAGGCCUUGCUGGGAGGUUCAGGGAUCCACAACCAGACUAUUCUGCAUUUCGUGAGGCCAGUUAUGGCCAUUCUACUUUGGAAAUCAAGAACAGGACUCAUGCAUUUUACCAUUGGAAUCGGAACGAUGACGGGAAGAAGGUGGAAACAGACUCUUUCAUAUUGCAUAAUCAGUAUUGGGUAAGCAGUUUCCGGCGAAGAAAACUAAAGAAGCAUCGUUCCUAGAGCAUACAAAGCAGAUUACUAUUGUCUGAUUCGAGGUUUUGUUGGGUCACGAGACAUUUAAGAUUGGCAGAGGAAAGUACUUGAUACAGAUGGUUGUUUAUAUGGGAGUUCAAGAUAGAAAGUAAGAGUUUUGUAGCAGGUUAGAUGAUCUUCAACAAAUAGUUUGAUUAGCACUAGCUAGUAUACACGGACCAACAUUAGACUCAUGGAUUACACAUAAUUUGUAUUCUGUACAUUUUCUUCUCAUUCAUUGUAUUCCACUGUUUUAUUAUUUUUCCUUGCACCGCAAUCUGUUACCAUGAAAUAAAGUCAAGGGGGGCAAAUA